UCCCAGAUGAUGCGCCUGGCACUUUUGUGUUUUGCUUGUCUCCUAGUUUCUACUAUUCCGAGUUCAGGAAAAGCACUUGAGGAACAAAUGACAUUUAUCUCUCACAACUCCAACAGAGGCACAGAGAGGAAAUCCUUGACAAAAGAUACCGCCUACAAAUCUCUUACAGCUGCUCAGUUGAAUAAGAUGCUAUCCGGAUGUCCAUCGUCAAUGUAUCUGGAUAUGGUUUCUCAUAAAUGUGUCUCAUCUUGUCCAGAUUCAACGUAUUCUUAUAAUAACCUUUGUGUUGAAACAUGUCCUCCACAAUAUCCGGCAAUUGAUGCAUCCUCUCGCAAAUGUCUUGCUACUUGUCCUCAAGACAAACUAGUUUACUUGGUAGACAAUAUCUAUGUUUGCGUUGAUUCGUGUCCUCCAGGUUACAAUUACAUUCAUGGUCAACAAUGUCUUCAAACUUGUCCUCCCUACACGAGUGCCCAUAUCCAUUGUUAUACGACGGGAAUUACUGCAGAAAUGCUUGCCUUCCUAAUCAGUUCCAGAAUGGUCGCAACUGCACCAGUCAGUGUCCUUCAGAUACGGUUUAUAACGGAAGGAUCUGUCAAGGAUCUUGUCACGAGAAACUUACUGAAGUUGUUGGUACAGUUGGAGGGCAACAUGCCAGAAUAUGCGUUCAAAAUUGCUCUUCUUCGAAACCAUUGUUAUUCGGAACGGUAAGAAUCAGGGAUAUUGAAUAAUGAAUAACCCAUUUGUUUC
Molecule: messenger RNA, 750 nt
Organism: Galdieria sulphuraria
Lineage: Eukaryota; Rhodophyta; Bangiophyceae; Galdieriales; Galdieriaceae
Exons: 2
Coding region: 7-711 (234 amino acids)
Source: RefSeq, a predicted model, not a curated record